Molecule: messenger RNA, 2872 nt
Organism: Phalacrocorax carbo (great cormorant)
Lineage: Eukaryota; Metazoa; Chordata; Aves; Suliformes; Phalacrocoracidae
Source: RefSeq, a predicted model, not a curated record
UCGGGGGCGGGGCGGGUGACGGCAGCGGGGCGGCGGCGGCGAUGGCGGAGCUGCGCUCGGUGGCCGCGGGGCCCGGCCCGGCGACGGCAGCGGCGGCGCUGCCCGGCCCCUUGGCCCUGCCCGCAGCGCCCGGUGCGGCUCCGGCCUUGCCCUCACCGGCGGCAAGCGGCGGGGCGGGCCCAGGCCCAGCAGCGACGGCGGCAGCGGCAGCAGCGGCGGGGGGCGGCGGUUCCGGGUCGGGCGGUACCGGAUCCGGUUCGGCGCGUGAAGGUUGGCUUUUCAAAUGGACCAACUACAUCAAAGGUUACCAACGCCGCUGGUUCGUGCUCAGCAACGGUCUCCUCAGCUACUACCGCUCCAAGGCGGAGAUGCGGCACACCUGCCGCGGCACCAUCAACCUGGCCACGGCCAACAUCACCGUGGAGGAUUCCUGCAACUUCAUCAUCUCUAAUGGCGGGGCCCAGACCUACCACCUGAAGGCCAGCUCAGAGGUGGAGCGGCAACGCUGGGUCACAGCCCUGGAGCUGGCCAAGGCCAAAGCUGUCAAGAUGCUGGAGGAGUCAGACGACUCCGGCGACGAAUCGGUGUCGCAGACGGACAAAACAGAGCUGCAGAACACGCUGCGCACCCUGUCCAGCAAAAUGGAAGAUCUGAGCACCUGCAACGACCUGAUCGCCAAGCACGGCACGGCCCUGCAGCGCUCCCUCAGUGAGCUGGAGACCCUCCGGCUGCCGGCCGAGAGCACUGAGAAGAUCAAGCAGGUGAACGAGCGAGCCACCCUCUUCCGCAUCACCUCCAACGCCAUGAUCAACGCCUGCCGGGAUUUUCUCAUGCUGGUCCAGACCCACAGCAAGAAGUGGCAGAAAACACUGCAGCACGAGCGGGAUCAGCGCAUCCGGCUGGAGGAGACGUUGGAGCAGCUGGCCAAGCAGCACAACCACCUGGAGAGGGCUUUCCGCGGUGCCACCGUCCUGCCCGCCAGCGCGCCCGGCACCGGCGGCAACGCCAAAGAUCCAUGCUGCCCUGUCAAAGGUGACCUGAGUGAUGAGGACGAUGACAACGAGUUCUUCGACGCCCCAGAGAUCAUCACUAUGCCAGAAAGCAUGGGCCACAAGCGCACCGGCAGCAACAUCAGCGGCACCAGCAGCGAUAUCAGCCUGGAUGAGCAGUACAAGCAUCAGGUAGAGGAUACCAAGAAGGAGAAGAGAACCCGCAUCCCCUACAAACCCAACUACAGCCUCAACCUCUGGAGCAUCAUGAAAAACUGCAUCGGGAAGGAGUUGUCCAAGAUCCCCAUGCCGGUCAACUUCAACGAGCCCCUGUCCAUGCUGCAGCGCCUGACGGAGGACCUGGAGUACCACGAGCUGCUCGACCGGGCGGCCAAGUGCGAGAGCUCGCUGGAGCAGCUGUGCUACGUGGCCGCCUUCACCGUCUCGUCCUACUCCACCACUGUCUUCCGCACCAGCAAACCCUUCAACCCCCUCCUGGGGGAGACCUUUGAGCUGGAUCGCCUCGAGGAGAACGGCUACCGCUCCCUCUGCGAGCAGGUGAGCCACCACCCGCCAGCUGCCGCCCACCACGCUGACUCCAAGCACGGCUGGACGCUUCGCCAAGAAAUCAAAAUCACCAGCAAAUUUCGGGGCAAAUACCUCUCCAUCAUGCCUCUGGGUACCAUCCACUGCGUCUUCCACUCUUCCGGCAACCACUACACGUGGAAAAAGGUCACCACCACCGUCCACAACAUCAUCGUGGGCAAGCUCUGGAUAGACCAGUCAGGUGAAAUCGAGAUCGUCAAUCACAAGACGGGUGACAAGUGCAACCUCAAGUUUGUUCCUUACAGCUACUUCUCACGGGAUGUGGCGAGGAAGGUCACCGGGGAGGUGACCGACCCCACAGGGAAGGUCCAUUUUGUCCUGCUGGGCACCUGGGAUGAGAAGAUGGACUGCUACAAGGUGAUGCCGGGCGCUGGGGACAACGGAGCGGAGGGGCGGCCGAGGGCACACGAGGCCGAGGACAGCCGGCUGCUGUGGAAGAGGAACCCACUCCCGAAAUACGCAGAGAACAUGUACUACUUUUCGGAACUGGCGCUGACGCUCAACGCCCCGGAGAGCGGCACGGCGCCUACGGACAGCCGCCGGCGGCCCGACCAGCGCCUGAUGGAGAACGGCCGCUGGGACGAGGCCAACGCCGAGAAGCAGCGACUGGAAGAGAAGCAACGCAUCUCCCGCAAGCGACGCGAGGCCGAGGCCGCCAGGGCCACCGAGGACGGCACCCCCUACGACCCCUACAAACCGCUCUGGUUCGAGCGCAAGAAGGACCCCGUCACCCAGGAGCUGGCGCACGUCUACAAGGGCGGUUACUGGGAGAGCAAAGAGAAGCAGGACUGGACCUUGUGCCCGGACAUUUUCUAAGCCAGCGGCAGCGAGGAGGAGGAGCGGCAGGGAGCGAAGGCCAGGGGAGCCGCCGCGCCGGGCUGGCACCGCCUGGCGCUUGCCACAGCCCCAGUCUAUCUGUCCGUCUGUCUUAACCUGCCCGUCUGUCCCCACGCGGCACCGUGAGCUGCCGGGGUUUGCCUUAGCCGAUCCAAACUUACCUUGACGCCGGGGGAGCGGGAGCCGGCAAUGGGGGAGGGGGGAGACCCACACCCAAACCCACUCGGGACGUGGGGUUCCCCUUCAUGCCAUACGCAUGCACUCGUCGGCCCCCUCCCCGGCCUGGGGGGGGGGGGGCCUGGGCAGCCCCUCCCCGGGACUUGGGGGUACAGCAGCCCCCCGGGGAGGGUAGGGGCCGGCUCUGCCCGGGCAGUGGGCGCAGCGGGGCGAGCCCGAGGCUGGCCUUGGUCUCAUCCCACCCCCCCACCCCCUUUUUUUUU